Messenger RNA from Trypanosoma conorhini, 1095 nucleotides. RefSeq names its product carrier protein. The transcript has a single exon. The coding region runs from base 1 to 1095 and encodes 364 amino acids. NCBI's taxonomy places the organism in Eukaryota, Euglenozoa, Kinetoplastea, Trypanosomatida, Trypanosomatidae. The record is from RefSeq and is a predicted model, not a curated record.
AUGAACUGCCCCGAUCUUGCCACACAAAAUGAGCUUCCCAUAGAGAAUUGCAACGCCGCUGCCGCCGCCGGCAGCGCUACACUCUGCACGCUAUCUCUGCACGCCGCGGAGGUUGGGCCACACGAGCACACGAAUAGCGUGAACAGGAGCUACUCCGACUUGGAUAGCUCGCAGUUUGUCUUCUAUGCCGCGGUGCUCUGCUGGCUACGGACAGCCCUGCAGCAGCCUCUCAAUCUUGCCUUAGCUCGCCAGCAGACAUGCCCAGUCGCGAGCUCCUUGACGGCAAUGCAAAUCGUGAGACGCGUGUACUCCACCGAGGGAGGCGCACGUGGACUGACGCAGGGAAUGUUUGCCCUAACGCUCGGCUGCGCUCUUAGCGAGGCGCUCUAUCUCUGGCUUUUUGAGUACAGCCGCGAACGACUUCCCAUGGAGUCCGAGGCAACACGCGAUGCAUUUUCGGGGUACGUUUCCGACGCCGUCUGUCGGCUGGUCCAUAUUCCACUUAGCAUUGUCGCACUGCGGCAAAUGACGGCAAAGAAGACCAUGUUUGGCGGCACGCAUAAAACAAGUGGCAUGUUUUUCACGCUGGUGGCAAUGUACCGCGAGAAUGGGCUGCGUACGGUGUUCGCAGGCUACGGCACAACGUUGUUAGUUGGAUGUCAGUGGACGGCGGUGUGGUGGGCGAUGUACGGAUACACCAAGGCCUGGCUGUACGAGGUCGCAGACGGCUUCCUAGAGAAGGAGGAGCAGGCGGAGUUGAACCCACCCAUUUCGUCCCUUUCAGCGUGGAAGCACUGGUUGCGGGCGAGGGACGAUAACAUGGUCCUGAACUCCAUCUCCUCGUUUUGUACGAGCGCGAGCACGGCCGUCCUCUUCAAUCCGUAUCUGGUGAUACGAGCGAACCUGCAGGUGACGCCGCAUGCCCGAUUGUGGCGCGUCGUCCGCGAUUUGUACCGAACUCGCGGUGUGCAGGGGUUCUACGUGGGGCUUGCGCUUAACAUCGGAACGUGUCUUAUAGAUGGUGUGCUGGCGUCCACCUCCUACGAAUACGCCAAGCUGUGGGCGGACAAGAGCCACCACUACCAGUCAAGAUGA